ACAAGAAACGGCAGACGCCGUGAUUGUCUAAGCCACAGUCAGUCAGGAUUAUCUUGUCUAUUGGAUUUUGCGGCGGUGGAUGUGAUGGAGGUCGACAGUGACUCUGAGCUCAGUGAAAUUGUGGAGUUUGAGGGAUACACGUACGAGAAAAAAUGGGUGGGUGACACCGGUGACUGGGCGCUGUGGAAUUGUGCGAAACGUGGCUGCACCGGACAAGUGGCUAUGACUGCCGUUCGGAAAAAACGGUGGCGGGGAAAGCGGAUCGUCGUGCUCCGUGAUGUCCCUGGCAAACGGUUAAGGGCGUUCGUAUCACGGCGACCGCACAAUCACGAGCCUUUGGCGGCGAACGGUAAAGAGAUAUCUAAUCAGAUUGAGACGACGGCUGCAAUAGCCGAACCGACGACGACGACAAGGUCGCCUUCUACGAGCAGUAUGAGCUUAACUGACCCAUCGGCUAUCCCAAGUUUCAAAGUUUUAAAUGAAAUUGAUACAUUUCAUUCGUCUGAAACAAAAUCAUUAAAUUCACUCACAGAUGUUGAAAAUACUUGUUCCAUUAAUCUUGAUAAUCUAUCAAAAAGUAUGGAAACGGUCGAACAAACAGUAAAUAAUUUUAAUGAUGGUAUUAAAAUGCCAAAUGGUAUAAUAGAAUUAAAAGUAGUCAAACCUAUAAGUCUUAUUGAUCACAAUGCAAAUUCAGAAGAAAGAUAUUUAAAAGAUAUUAGUGUUACAACUAAUGGUACUAAUAUUAUUGAAAAUAUAGAAAAAAAUGAAGUUAUGCAAAUUAAACAUAGUAAUUCAGAAGAUAUGUCUUCUUAAAAUAAAAAUGAGGAAAUUUUGUGUCAUGUGUGCAACACAUUUUUUUAUGUAUGCUAUUAUAAUCAACAUGUUCAAACCACUAAACACUUAAGUGCGUGUGAAGAAUAUUUUAAAGACCGUAUUGAUUUUGAAAAUUAUAGAAUAUUUUCGUGUUCUGUUAGUGCUACUAUAGCAGAGUUUUUUAAAUCUAUCAAAGAGGAUUUUACCAUUUUAGUAAACCACCUACUUUUAGAAAACAGUGCACUUGUGAUAAAUGUAUAUUUUUUUGCGCUUUAUCAUGAAGAUAGCUCGGUUAUAGAAAACAAAAAUAUAGCUGAAGUAAAACACUUUGAUGUAUGUAAUAAGGAAUUGACCAAGAACACUGAUGUAUAUGAGUUGUACAAGGAUAUUGUCAAUUCAUUUUUAUUUCAAAGUGAUGCGUUAAAAACUUCAGAAUCUAGUUGGACUCUGGAAGAAACGCUUUAUGUCGAAAUAACUAUAGUGAAAAAAUUAUAUGAAAAUGAAAUUGCAUCAAAAUCACUUGUUGAGAACAGUCAUAAUAACGAAAUUAAUGAUAAUAACAUUAACACUGAUAAUCUUAAAAAAACUGAACCCUUGCAGCUGAUACGAUGUAAACAAUGUUGUAUUUACAUAAUUCAAAAAAACUAUGAGUAUCAUCUUAAGACAACUGCGCAUAAAAUAUCACUUUUUUAUUUGAACAAUGAAAAAAUACAAAUAAAUGGAGUUCAGUGUGACAGCUGUUUUUUAAGUUGUCGAAUACUCUCGCCAGAACAUGUUUCAAUUGAUCAAUUUUUCCAAUCAAUUGAGUCUGAUGUGUUGGAGUUAAUUGCUAGAAUUAUACAAUUUCAAAACAAUGAGCCGGUCAAUGUUACUAUAAAAUUAUUUGGUCUUUAUAAUAACAGUUUAAUGAGUAAGACUGAUAACUUAGGUGAUGUCAAAUCUUUUUUUAUAAGAAAUCAGAUUCUUUCGGAAGUUACAAUUUUGCUUCUUUGGUUUCAACAAAUAUCAAAUACAUUGAAGUCUCAUCACCAAAACUAUUUAAAAUCCAUGCCCCAAUCCUAUUAUUUAGCUCGUGUUAUGUUUUUAGACCUAUGUUUUUAUGAAAUGACUAAUAUUUAAGAGACUUAACAUUGAAUGUUAUAUUUUUGUUAUUAUUUGUAUAAGAUAAUU
This is a messenger RNA of Rhopalosiphum maidis (corn leaf aphid), 1986 nucleotides long. RefSeq lists its product as uncharacterized. The annotation marks the transcript as partial. Lineage: Eukaryota; Metazoa; Arthropoda; Insecta; Hemiptera; Aphididae. The transcript is spliced from 7 exons. The record is from RefSeq and is a predicted model, not a curated record.